UACGUUCAAACUAUUUGCUUUGUUUGAGUCUUUAGCAACUGCUUUUUUGUUUUUUUAUUUCUUUUGCGGCCGCUGGGCGAAUUUGUCUCGCAAAUACUGGGAUUCAUUGCUUAUUCACAGUAUUCCGGCUCUUGCGAUAGAGUGACUUUUACAAAACAAAACUCAUAUUAUAGAGGAAGAGAUAGUGGGGAUUGACAAUUGUGUCAAGUAUGGACGUUUCAAAACUUGAAGAAACGCAGAAUGAAAACCACAAUUCUCGUGAUGAAGCUGCGGGGGUUGAUGGAAACGAAACACACACGAAAGGAACCUCGCGGUUUCGGGCAUUCUUAAAGUUCCAUUUGAAGGAGAACCACAAGUCGAAGUUCUCCUUUCGGAGACGAAAGAAGAGUGACAGUGAAGGUACUGACGAGACUACGACGACAGCGUCAGCUGUGAAUGCCGAUAAUGGUUCUGGAGCAUCCGGUGCAUCCACAACCGAACAAGCUUCUGCUGUUCAAUCCAAUGUUGCUUCAGGAGAUGUAUCUGCAAAGUCUCAGACACCACUUGAGUCUCCGGCAGAACAUUCGCAGCAAGACUCUAGCACGAACUCCUCGACGCCAUCACUUACCGCUGCUGCUGCUCCUGCCCACGGAAAAGAGAAAGAAAAGAAAGAAAGACGACACUUCUUCCGUAGAAGAAAAGACUCGAACAAACUGCAUUCAGACCAAAAGAUUGAUUUCAGUGGCCAUAAUCAUGAAGAUCAGCAACUUACAUUCAAGUCACCUGUGACCUUGCAACCCACUCCCCGCAGUCGGACGUAUUCGUCGAAUUCCAUCAAAAUUUGCGAUGUUGAGGUAGGUCCGAGCAGCUUCGAAAAGGUUUUCUUGCUUGGCAAGGGUGAUGUCGGUCGUGUUUACUUAGUGCGGGAAAAGAAGACUGGAAAACUGUUUGCUAUGAAGGUUCUUAGCAAGGUGGAAAUGAUCAAACGAAACAAGAUUAAGCGGGCGCUUGCUGAACGUGAGAUUCUCGCUACCAGUAACCAUCCAUUUAUCGUCACGCUGUAUCAUUCAUUCCAAUCCCAGGAAUACUUGUACUUGUGCAUGGAGUAUUGUAUGGGCGGUGAGUUUUUCCGUGCACUUCAAAAACGUCCUGGCCGCUGUCUUUCAGAGUCAGAAGCGAAAUUCUACACCGCUGAGGUUACUGCUGCGCUCGAGUAUCUUCACUUGAUGGGUUUCAUUUACCGUGAUCUUAAGCCAGAGAAUAUUCUGCUCCAUGAAUCAGGUCAUAUUAUGUUGUCUGACUUUGAUUUGUCGAAGCAAUCUGAUACUGCUGGCGCUCCCACGGUUGUUCAAACACGGUAUUCGGCUCACAAUAUUCCAGCACUCGAUACUAAGUCUUGUAUCGCCGACUUCCGUACAAACUCAUUUGUCGGUACAGAGGAAUACAUUGCUCCAGAAGUCAUUAAGGGCUGUGGUCAUACUAGCGCUGUAGACUGGUGGACGCUGGGCAUCUUGCUAUACGAAAUGAUUUUCGCUACGACUCCUUUUAAGGGAAAAAAUCGCAACAUGACAUUUUCCAACAUUUUACAUAAGGACGUGGUGUUCCCCGAGUAUAGUGAUGCCCCCAACAUCUCUAACGUUUGUAAAUCACUUAUCCGGAAGCUUCUUGUCAAAGAUGAGAAUGACCGAUUGGGUUCAAAAGCCGGUGCGAGUGAUGUUAAGAUGCAUUCUUUCUUCAAAGAUGUCCAGUGGGCACUGCUUCGUCACAUACAACCGCCAAUUAUUCCUAAACUCAUUGAUACAGACGCCCGCGGCUUGCCAAACAUUGCCCAUAUGAAGGAGAGUAAGAGUCUUGAUAUUACCUAUGCUUCAAGAGCUCCACAGACAUUAGAAGUGCCAUUGGUUUCGAAGAGCGUUACCGACAACGGUGAUGAUCCGUUUACCUCGUUUACAUCUAUUACCGUUCAUCAUGAGUGGGAUCAAUAGCCAUGUGUAAGUUUACAUGGUAAAUAAACGGAACUGAAACGCAGCGGGUAUGUAACGUCAGUUUUCCGAUACAAUACCUCUCUUAUUCUUCUCCUUCUGCUCUUCCAUCCUCAUUUUUUCAUGCAAGUUUGCUUGGAGUAAAACAGCUAUUAAGCACAGACUUUUGAUGCACAAUUUCCCAGGCUUUUCGAUGUUCUCCAGGCUUUGUCUUGGUAUGUCUUACCUUGAUGCUUCAGAUACUUUCAAUCGUGGUCUCUGCGACUCUUUUUUGGUCCAUAUCUGCUUCUUUUGUCAGACAUUUUUUCAACGUACAAACUCAUUCACACUUCCGCACAUAUAUGCAUGCGCAUGAACAAGCAUUCAUUCUCUCCAGCACAUUUACUCACCGACUAUCCUGCUCUCACCUUUUCUUGGAUUCUUGGACUGUUUCAAGAAUAAAGAAAGUGCGGCUUAUCCAACAUACAUCUUGAACCGGCCCUUUUCCCAUCUUUUUUCUCUUCAUUCCGUUCGCUGGUUGAUCUGUUUCUACUUCUACAGCAUCCGUUUAUCGAAAUUUUUUUCCGUCUCACAAAUUGUGAGUCACCAUUACCGGUUUAUAUGAGAAUUGCUGUCUGACAACAGUGUCUUUUUCUUUUUCUAACAGCAACUAUACAUCAGUUCAGUGAUGUCCGUGCUUUUUAGGCCAACUGUAGUUAAGUACACACGCACUAUUUUAUUAAUGAACGAGUUUAUUGAAUUGUUGAUAUAAUAGGUAAAGGAGGGAAACUGUAUAUUUUUAAUUAUUUUGUUGAAUAACAACAUCAAAAACG
Messenger RNA from Schizosaccharomyces japonicus yFS275, 2773 nucleotides. Its product is annotated as AGC/RSK protein kinase Ppk14. The transcript has a single exon. NCBI's taxonomy places the organism in Eukaryota, Fungi, Ascomycota, Schizosaccharomycetes, Schizosaccharomycetales, Schizosaccharomycetaceae. Gene Ontology annotation, molecular function: ATP binding; protein kinase activity; protein serine/threonine kinase activity. Bases 210 to 1964 code for a protein of 584 amino acids. The record is from RefSeq and is a predicted model, not a curated record.